AUGAAGCAAAGAAUGAAGAAUAUGCUUCCAAUCCUUCUGAUUGUCUUCUGUCAACAAGCCGUUAUGACACAAGCUUGGGGAACUUUGGGACAUGAAAUUGUGGGAAACCUUGCGUGGUAUCGUCUGAGUGAUCCAGCCAAGACGUGGGUCAAUGAAACUUUGCACGUCAAGACUGAGACUGCUGCGAACGGCAAUCCUAAAGACAUUGAUGAUCCUACCAUGACUCCUUUGGGAAAGGUCGCUGAUUGGGCCGAUGCAGUGCGUCAUUAUUUGGGUUGGUCAUCUCCCUUGCAUUUCAUUGAUGUCCGAGACGAUUUGAUUCCCGGUGGUUGUCUGGUUGCUUCGGACGACUGUAAAUUUAUAUACGAGCGGGAUUGUGUAAAUGACGUGUGUGUGGCCGGGGCCAUUUUGAAUUAUACCAAGCAAUUGUUAUCAUCCAAACCGAGUCCUAAUCAUCGUCAUCAUCAGGAGCUACUACCAUUAUUGAGAGGAGGAGGACUGAAAUCAUCUCGGCUUGAAAAAGGAUACAACUUGACGCAAGCGCUCAUGUUUUUGACUCAUUUCAUCGGCGACAUUCAUCAACCGCUGCACGCCUCCCGCACCACGGACAAGGGUGGUAAUGAUUUUCACGUUCACUUUAGCUUACCUGAUGAAGGCGAAAAUACGAAGUUGCAUCAUGAACAACCAGCUUAUUAUCAAAAUACGAACAAGCAUCAUCACAGUUGGAAUUUGCAUUCCGUCUGGGAUUCAGCCAUGAUUGAAGUCGUAUUGGGACGAAACUACAAUCAUUCACGACAUUUGAUGGAACAAGAUUUGUUUCAUACAUCGCUACUUUUUGACUCUGCAAGUAGUAGUCAAGACUCCAAUGAUGCCUCUACUUGCAACAUUGGGAUCAACGCCACCUGUGUCAUUGCCUGGGGCAAAGAGAGCUUUGAUUUGGCCCUCCAGUAUGCCUAUGUGGAGAGUGACAAUGUGACCCAAGUUUCGACUGGAUCCACUUUGGAUGAACUGUAUUAUGAAUCAAGAUUGCCCAUUAUCAAGCAACAGUUGAUUCUGGGAGGAAUGCGACUGGCGGAAACGAUUGAAGCCAUUGUUGCGAAUCAGAAGGCACCUUCCAAGAUUUUGGAGGUGCGAAAGGCACUUGGGUUAGCCACUCUUCGAUGA
Molecule: messenger RNA, 1164 nt
Organism: Cylindrotheca closterium
Lineage: Eukaryota; Bacillariophyta; Bacillariophyceae; Bacillariales; Bacillariaceae
Source: the annotation of a GenBank genome assembly